This is a messenger RNA of Cynocephalus volans (Philippine flying lemur), 710 nucleotides long. RefSeq names its product transmembrane protein 14C-like. The record is from RefSeq and is a predicted model, not a curated record. NCBI's taxonomy places the organism in Eukaryota, Metazoa, Chordata, Mammalia, Dermoptera, Cynocephalidae. The transcript has 4 exons. Gene Ontology annotation, biological process: regulation of heme biosynthetic process. The coding region runs from base 1 to 273 and encodes 90 amino acids. Gene Ontology annotation, cellular component: mitochondrial membrane.
AUGGGGUGGGAAGACUCUGGCUUCUCUGGUAGCGUGCCGUCCUUGGCUGCCGGGCUCCUCUUUGGGGACUUAGCAGGCCUGGGUGCUUACCAGCUGUCUCAGGAUCCGAGGAACGUCUGGGUUUUCCUAGUUACAUCUGGGACCUUGGCUGGCAUUAUGGGAAUGAGAUUCUACCACUCUGGAAAAUUUAUGCCUGCAGGUUUAAUUGCAGGAGCCAGUUUGCUGAUGGUUGCCAAAGCUGAAAUUAGUAUGUUGAAUAGACCCCAUCAGUAGUAAUCAUGUCCCAGCUCGGACUCAAGAAGAAUUAAAAAUCUGCAAACUUCCACUAUUUUCAGUGUAUUAAGAGAAAUAGGUGCAGGAUUUCUACAUGUUCUGACAUUUUACUUUAAAAAAACCAAAAAAAACCAAAAAAACAGCACUGAACUUGAUAGAGGAAAAAAUGAGUCGUUACCAUUACAGCCCUACAGAGGUGGCGAGUAUGUAACACAAGAGCUUAUUGAUACCUUCAUACAGUUUGAUUCUUGUAUAUUGAUGGUAUCUCUUCUUUCUGUAUCUAUAAAAUCUCAAAGUUAGGUCUCAACGUUGAGGACCCUGAGAUCCCAUUCCGUGUUCGGAGAACAGUAUGAAAAAAGUCUCUAUGAGAUUAGGAUGUCUGUUCUUUUGCUUAUCUUAGAGCUCAGACCUACUUUGAAAUUAUGCUCAAUGGAAUA